AUAAUUGGAUUAAGUGAGCUAUAUGCUGAAUUCUGUAAGCAUCAUAAUCUUUUCACAGUGAUAAACAAUCACAACACAUUUAAUGAAAAUUUCAUUAACGGAUUUAUUUACGUUUAAUUUUCUUAUUUUCGAAAUUUUUAAUUGCGUAUUGUAUACUAUAUUACACUUAAAAGCAUGGAUGAAGAAGAUUCAAAUAUCUCUAUAAAAAUGGAGAGUGAUUUGAACUGCUUCGACUUCAUCCGUGUAAAAAACGUUUAUUCAGUAAGUUAUCCAACAAGCUCCAAAAGUUCUUAUGAAAAUUCAUCUGCUGAUAGUGAAUCAGGCAAUAGCAAUGACCACAUUGUACACCAACAAAUUGAUCACGCAACUGUUUUGGAUGAAAUGAACUCUAAUGAUGACGAUUUAAACAUGGAGCGUAUCUUGACACCAAUUCAAAGCAUUUCUAGAAAUAAUACUAAAUCUUAUGACCUUGCUGAUAAAAGCAUGUCACGUUUCACAAAUUUUGUAGAAAGUUCUGGACAUAUCGUUAAAAUACGAAAUGCUGAAACUACAGAUAGUGGAAAAGAAUGUUAUGUUUGUGAUGUAUGUAGAAAGCAAUUUACUUCUAAGAGUAGUUUAAGUGUUCAUUAUGGAUGCCAUCCUCAAACUAGUAUUCAUAAAUGUUCAAUAUGUGAUGAAACUUUCGUCCAAGCAGCAGAUUUUGCAGAUCAUUAUGCUCAACAUUGCAUACAAGAAGAAUAUGAUUGCAUCACAUGCGAUGAAACAUUUACUGAAAAAUCAGAAUUUGAUGCACAUACACAAAUUCAUAUAAGUGAAACAAAAGAGUUGGAAUGUAAUAUGUGUCAUUCAGUGUUUAAAACAAAAUGUGAAUUAGCUGAACAUAAUAAACAGCAUACUGUGAAACCUUAUCAGUGUGCAAUUUGUGAUAAAACAUUUAGGCUAAAAAGCAGCUUAAAUCGACAUGUUUUAGUGCACGGAGAUAAGAAACCUUUUCAGUGUGAGAUUUGUCAUAAAGGAUUCACACAAAAAAUUACACUCAAUAAACAUUAUCUAAGUCAUGAAAAAAUUAAACCGUAUAAUUGUGAAAUAUGCCCAAGAUCAUUCACCUCUAAGCCUAGUUUAGAAUUACAUUAUGUGAAUCAUACAGGAGAGAAGCCAUUUAUAUGCCUUAUUUGUGAUCGGGGUUUCACGAGCAAAAGAAAUUUGAAACGGCAUGGUUUGGAGCAUAUGCCAGGCCAACAAAGUGCUUGUGACAUAUGCGGUAAAGUUUUCAACACAAAGACCAAGCUCAACCUUCACACAUUAGUGCAUACAAAUGACCGUCCUUUUAAAUGCAAAAUUUGUAAUCGGGGAUUUACAUACAGCAGCCACUUAAAGCGACAUCUUAUGUGGCACAAUAAUGAGCGUCCUUUUGUGUGUGAGAUUUGUGGUGAUGAUUUUCCUUCUAGGUUUCGUCUCAAAGGUCAUCUAGAAAAGCAUAAAGCGAGGUUAAAUCGUGAGCCUCUUGAUAGAGAGAAUUUCAUUGAUGUAGCAAAUGUUGUUGACAUUGUGGACAAUUACGUGGUUGUUGAAGCGCCUGAAGGGGAUAAUAUAGAAUUAAUAUUAGAUGGCGAUGUGGAAGUGAUAUAUACCGAUAAUGUGGAAUAAUAAAAUGAUAAAUGUGUAGCAAA
Parasteatoda tepidariorum (common house spider) is the source of this 1670-nucleotide messenger RNA. RefSeq lists its product as uncharacterized. Gene Ontology annotation, biological process: regulation of transcription by RNA polymerase II. NCBI's taxonomy places the organism in Eukaryota, Metazoa, Arthropoda, Arachnida, Araneae, Theridiidae. Gene Ontology annotation, cellular component: nucleus. The record is from RefSeq and is a predicted model, not a curated record. Gene Ontology annotation, molecular function: DNA-binding transcription factor activity, RNA polymerase II-specific.